Molecule: messenger RNA, 2180 nt
Organism: Malaya genurostris
Lineage: Eukaryota; Metazoa; Arthropoda; Insecta; Diptera; Culicidae
Exons: 4
Coding region: 458-1675 (405 amino acids)
Source: RefSeq, a predicted model, not a curated record
AACAAGUGGUUCCCUCGGUUCCGAAUAAGGGAUACAAAUUACUAGCCGUGUGCCGUGAAGUCUUUAUCGCUAGGCUGGACUUUUUUUUCCCUGCGAGUCCCGUCGCGUCCAGAGACAGAAGAAGUGGUAAAACGCGUCGCGUGCUUCGGGUUUCUGUUGGUACUGUUUCGGGUACUUUAGGACGGUGUGAAGUAAAAAAACUCAAUAAGGAAGAUACAUUCUUUUGAAGUGCCCCCGCCAGACGUCAUCAGCAGGAAAAGGUUUUAUCAACGGUCGGUGUCAUCUGGCUAAUGGAAUACGCUCCAGGAUGCUCUCGGAUGCUUCUGAAUAGGCGCCACUAGCCGCAACUCACGACAGGACACGCCUCGCCAAAACCAACGCGACAGCCAAAUUCAACCGCAGUUCUGCUGUGGACCGGAGCCUACGUUCUGAAGUUCAACCCACGGGCAGCAGCACAAUGCUACCGAUUUUAAUUGUGUGCUUUCAGCUUAUGGUGGCAGGAAGCAGCACCGUCUGGGCCACUCCGUAUGUGACAUUCGAGCAACGGAACCCAUCCGGAAAAAUAAUGCCGCACUUUGGUGCUUCAAAGCGCCAACAGUCAUCCGUGCCGACAAUUAUUGAACCCGGCAACAAUAUGUUCUCCUUCCGCCAGCAUCAUCGUCCCGUGUCACCCUCGGACUCUCCAUCCCACCAGCCAUCGUCCACGUUUGCCGGGCAGCAGCAGCAGCAAUUAAAUGAGGGCUACUUUGGUCAGCAACAUGAGGUGCCUCAUUUCCUACAGCAUCAACCAAAUGGCAACCAUCCGGCCCAUCUAAGUCAAGACCAGCAUCAGCAUCAUUAUCAGUCACAGCCACAGCAGCACCAGCAGCUAGAUUUUCCCGAGAACUCAGCGUUGGAUCCUAUUGCGGAAUCGCUGGAACAGCAAGUCAUUCCAUUUGCAGAGUACGACCAACCUGGUGAACUCGGUUCGGCUUUACUCGGUCUAUCACCGGUAUCGGCUGAAGUCGAAAACGAAAUCGGUGACAAUCUGCAGCUCUACAACUAUCUAACCGGAGAGGAUGAAGCCGCAAAAAGUAACCACCUUCGGGGCGAUGGACCUUCGCCAAACAUCGGCCGGGUCGCCAAUAAUAAUAAUAAUCCUCAUCACCAUUAUCAUCAUCAUAAUAACAUCGCGAGUUUCGAUCUGAUACGGGAACGGUUGGAGCAAAUCAAGGCAGAGGAGGACAUCGAAAUCAAAUCAAACCUGCUGAUGAAGAUGCUGGAACAACUGCCCGAGGGACCGCUGCCAAUCGUGUAUGUCGAGGAUGCCGCCGGUGACGGAACUGGGUCAGCGGAGGAACUGCUCCCGGAUGAUGAAACCGGCGAUGACGGAGUUAGGAAGAUCGGAAGCAACGAUUCCAGCUUUGAGACCAGACGGAUGCAACAAUUUACAGCCAGCGGUAAUAAACGGUCCGGACGGUACUAUCGGCGAUAUCCGUGGAAGAGACAAAAUGCCAGAAGCCGGACGUACGACGCUGACGCCCGCUAUCUGUGCGUUCCCAGUCGGGACGAUGUCUUCAAACUGCUGGUCGGACUGCACGAGAAUCGCAUCGGCAAUCAUCAGAAAACGAUCAACUUCUGCAAUCGGAAGCGGCCGGCCAAAGCUAUUUUUACCAAUAUUCGAUUUUUGGGAUAAAUCGACGUAGUUUUCCCCUUUCUCUAUGUCCGGUGGUCCCCAAAGUCACUUCCACUAUUUUGCCAAACCAAAGACGUGUGCAAACCACUUUCCUGCUGGAGAAAUGAAAAAAAAAGCAGAACCAGGAUCGCACGACGGCCGGGUCAAAUUAAACAGUUGUACAGAUUUUCCAUUUUAAAUUUUGACACUUUGGAUGUUUUUCUGCGAACAAAUAUACUUAAAAGGGCUCAAGAAUAUCAUACAUACUACACUACAUAAAGUCAAAACAAACAAAAAAAAAACUAGUCAGUUUGCAGCAUGUUGGUAGCUUAUAAAUACUUGUAAAAUAUACGUGAAAUAUAUACAACAAAAGCAAAUCUAAUACAGUGCACUCAAUAAAAAAUAAGAUGUGUUAAAUAAUAACAUAUGAGCAACUGAAGUCAAGCGGUAUUAUUUUGUACUGUUUCAAAAAGCCGGAGGUUAUAUUCAUACAAUAAAAUUAAUUCAUUAUGAAUCGCAAUAAAGC